AUGGGGAAGUUGAAGAUACUAAGUGAACUUUAUCUUGAUUCAAAUGACUUAGACGGGGAUAUCCCAAAUGAGUUGUUGAACUUGUCUUCGUUGAUCAAGUUAUACUUGAGUAAUAAUAAACUUUCUGGUAGGUUAUCUUUUGCAAUUGGAAUGUUAUCCAACCUGCAAUAUCUCGACUUAUCGACAAAUCAACUCAUCGGUUCAAUACCCCAACAGCUAGGGGAAUGUUCAAAGUUAUUAUCUUUGAAUUUGAGCACAAAGCAUUUUAAUGAAAGCAUCCCAUCCCAGAUCGGAAACUUGGAUUCACUACAGAUUUUUUUGGAUCUUAGUUACAAUGAGUUGAGUGGAGAGAUACCGCCAGAUUUUGGAAAACUAAACAAAUUGGAGACACUAAAUUUAUCCCACAACAAGCUUUUCGGCUCAAUCCCAUCUUCGUUUAAUCAAAUGCUCAGCUUCACCACUGUCAAUGUUUCGUAUAAUGAGUUGAGUGGUCCUAUUCCAAAUAUCAAGGCCUUUGUGGGUGCUCCAGUUGAUGCAUUGAAGAACAAUCAAGGGUUAUGUGGUAGUUACUCUAGAGGAUUAACACCAUGUAAUUCUUCAGCUGUCAUUGGAAGAAAAAAGACCUUGCUCAUCAUCCUACUUCCUCUACAUAGUCCUGAAAAGCGGAUCUCAUUUUUGGUUUAUGAGUUCGUGGAAAGAGGAAGCUUGAAAAAUGUUUUAUCUGAUGGGGAACAGGCUAUGGGGUUCGAUUGGAUAAAGAGGCUAAGAUUCAUCAAGGGAACAGCUAACGCACUUGCUUACAUGCACCACGAUUACAUUCCAGCAAUAGUUCACAGGGACAUAUCUAGCAACAAUAUUUUGUUGGACUCUGAAUACGAAGCUCGUGUUUCUGAUUUUGGUACGGCGAGGAUUUUGAAGCCGGAUUCAUCUAAUUGGACUUCACUAGCAGGAACCUUCGGAUACGUCGCUCCAGAGCUUGCCUAUACAUUGAAGGUGACUGAGAAAUGUGAUGUUUAUAGCUUUGGGGUGAUCAUAUUAGAAGUAAUUAUGGGGAGCCAUCCAUCUGAAAUCAUCACAUUGCUCUCACAAAGUCUUCUUUCAUUUUCCUCUUCCAGUAAGGCAGGGGAAAACAUAGGGUUGAGAGACAUUUUGGACCAAUGCAUUGGAGAACCACCGGAAGUCCUUCAAAAUGAAAUAAUGUGUAUUGUGAAUGUUGGAUUUUCAUGUUUACGUGGUGAUCCACUUACUCGGCCAACUACGGAAAAAGUAUCAACAGAGCUAUCAUCGUAUUCACAGAGUAACGCAUCUUUGCUGAAGUCCUUUGAAACUAUUACUUUAGCGGACCUACUCAUCUCAUGAUAAGUAUCCAUCUCGUGUCAUAUUAAGUGACAACUUUUAACAUAACAGUGUAAUAUGGGAAAAAUUGGUCUUCAUGGUAUCAAAUUUGUUUUGUUUGUUGUAACAGCAUAUCAAUGCAGUACAGCGCACAUUGUUACCCAUUUGAAUAUCAAUGCUUCCAUCACCUCUUCCUA
Molecule: messenger RNA, 1532 nt
Organism: Papaver somniferum (opium poppy)
Lineage: Eukaryota; Viridiplantae; Streptophyta; Magnoliopsida; Ranunculales; Papaveraceae
Product: MDIS1-interacting receptor like kinase 2-like
Exons: 3
Coding region: 1-1359 (452 amino acids)
Biological process (GO): protein phosphorylation
Molecular function (GO): ATP binding; protein kinase activity; protein binding
Source: RefSeq, a predicted model, not a curated record